Chlamydomonas reinhardtii is the source of this 5324-nucleotide messenger RNA. RefSeq lists its product as uncharacterized. The transcript is spliced from 8 exons. NCBI's taxonomy places the organism in Eukaryota, Viridiplantae, Chlorophyta, Chlorophyceae, Chlamydomonadales, Chlamydomonadaceae. The record is from RefSeq and is a predicted model, not a curated record. Bases 688 to 3513 code for a protein of 941 amino acids.
GUCGUGAGCAGCGGGACGGCAACACGGGACUUGAUGCAUGCUUCGUGUGUGGUAUGGGCAGAAGCUUUAGAAGGCACGCAGGCGCGUGACGCAGGCUACUACAGCGCUGAUGUUCUGGCAGUUUCACUUUGGUAUUCUGGCCACUUCCUGUGCAGGAGUCGUCAGCACUCCAGCCCUCGCAACUUUAUGUGUCUACCCACGCCACUUCCUGUGUCUGCCGUCCAUGAACUUUCUGUGCGCCUGUGCCCACGAGGAAUUCUGUGAGCACAUGGAACUUUCUGUGAGCCCACGGAACUUUCCCUUUGGCCUGUCAGGCCCGCGGACAAGAGCUGCGCAACAAAAUGGCAACCCUUGCGCAGGCUUUACACAUACCUUUUGCUGAGUGCCUGGAUCUGUAGGGGGGUGGCAGUGUGGCACUGUGAGCUGCUGGAUCGAGGACUGAAUCCGCGUCAGCCGCGAUGAGCCCAAAACGCUUGCGACCAGGCACGGUCUUGUCUGCGUCCAGCUUGAGAUUUACGGGAUGCUGACUCUUAUUACUACAUUUCACGGCAACCUGUUAUUACGCCACCUGCACGGGUUCGCGCGCUUGCUGCGAACCCCUCAACAACCACGCUUUUUAAAACCCUUGGCCGCCGGCUGUAACUGCCCGCCAACAUACAGAAACCUAUACAUUUGGCUUUUAGUUAGAUGAAGCCUAACGCCGGUCGCUUUGGCUGGCUAUACGAUUGCGCGGAGCACUCAGACGUUUUAUUGGCGCUGCAAUGCGGGGAUGGCGCGCCACUGCAUGAGGCACCUGGUAUUGACGCGGCUGCCAGAGAAGCGAGGGCACCUGGCGGCUCUGGCAACGGGGCACCUGGCGACUAUCACUUGCAUGUCGCGGGGCGGCCACCGGCUACAGUUGCCCUUAUUGAUGCUCACUCCGUGGUCCUGGCCACCAGCUCCGACAUGAUGCGGAGCUGGCUGAGCGGGCGCUGGGGCAGUAGCAGCAGCGACAGAGGCAGUAGCAGCAUUGCCAACAGCAGCGGCAGCAGCAGCGGCGGCGCCGGCAGCAGCAGCGCCAACGGCUGCGGCUGCAGCGCCGGUGGCAGUAGCCGGCGCGUCCUGACGCUGCGUGUCGAGGCCGGGGAGAUCGAGGCGGCGAAAGCGGUGGUGCGGUGGAUGUACACGCAGGAGCUCGGGGCGCCAGCAGCGGCCGCCGAGCGCGAGCGGCUCACCAAGCCGGCCGCCGCCGCCGCGGGCGCCACAUGCGGCAACUCUUGCUGCUCCUGGCUGGACGCCGACGGCGACGGUGACGGCGACGGCGAGCCUGACGCGCACGUGCACCUGCUGACGUGUAUGCUGCUGGCCGACAGGUGGCUGAUGGGCGCGUGCGCGCAGCACGCGGCGGCGCUGCUGGCGGCGGUGGGCCCGGCCAGUGGCCUCAGCUGGCGAGCCAGGGCGAGGCUGCUGUCGCUGCCGCCCGCACUCGCGGGCGCCAGCCCGCACCCGGAGAUGGCAGACCUGACGGCGCGGCUGGAGGCCAGUAUGAGGCGCAGCCUGAGAAUCCCGGAGCUGGCGUGGGAGGACCCCGACAUGCGGCGGCUGGUGGCGGCACUGCCGGCGGAGCGCCUGGCCGACCUGCUGCUGCGCCGCCCGCACACCGCCUCCACACACACCAGCACCAACACCAGCACCAGCCCUGGCGACGGCGGCCUGCACACCGUACAGCAUCUGCCCGCGCUCCUCGCCCCGUGCACCACCAACGUCAUCAGCGGCGGGCGCUGGUGCGGCGACGGCUCCGCGGCGCAGCAGCUGGCGGUGAGUAGUGAGGACGUGGUGCUGAGCGCUCUGAACCACUGGUUCACGCACCAGCCCUUCCACCGCGCGACACACGGCGGCCGGUGCGCGGGCUGCCGCAACGCUGGAGCACGGAGUGCGGCUGCGGCUGCGGGUGCGGCCGCGGGCGCGGCGGUGGCUCCCGGGUUCUUGGUCACCGCGGGCGUGAUGGAGCGAGGCGAUGGAGUGAUGGAGGAGAGCUCGGUGGACAGCAUGGCCUUGGUGCCGGAUGAAGAGGCGGCCGAGGCUGCGGCUGCCGAGGCUGCGGCUGUGUUGCUGCCGUGGGUGCGCUAUGACCUGCUGACGGACCACUUCCGGGCCGCGGUGGCGCCCUGGCUGCCGGGGCUGUGCCGCAUCAGGCUGCACCGGGAGCUGCUCGCCGCAGCGGCCGCCACCCGACCGGCAGCUGCCGGCAGCUGCUCCGCCCGUGUCGGCCGCUCCCGGCGGUCGUCACUCGAGCCCCCCAUGGUGACGGCUGAGCCGCCGCAGGCCGCCUCCCCGCCCGCGCCCCAGCCCUGUGUGCCACAGGCCCAGCCGCCAACGCAGCCGCCGCUCCAGCCGCAGCCGCCGCUGCAGCCGCAACCGCAGCCGCAGCCGCAAUCAGAGGGCAGCGCCUCGGGCCCAGCGCUGUGCUGCAGCAGUGAGAUGAGCAGCCCUGCCGAUGCAAGCAUGAAGCCAGCGGCUCAAGCGGUGUGGGAGGACCUGCCGGCUAGCCCGCAGCGUGUCGCUGCCGGCACCGCCGUCACGGCGACGAAGCACGGACAGCCGGGCGGGCCCCAGGACCUGGCCCACAGCAGUGCAGUUGUGGUGGGAGCUGCAGUCAGCGGCGGCCGGCUGCCGUAUCGGGUCAUACGGCGCAUCGACUGGAACCGGCCAGCCUGUGACGUGCGCAUCGAGCUCACAGGUGUCGGCGGCUUUGCGGGCGACGGCCGCAGCCUGGCGCCGCCCUCGCCCGCCACCCGCUCCCUGAUGGCCGCCCUGCGGUCACGGCAGGCCGUGCUGAGCGGCAGCAGCGCCACCUGCAGCACCACCAGCAGUAGCACCUCCGGACCUGGCUGUAGCAGUGUCGGGUGCGCGGCCCUGCACCUCAGCCCGGGGCUGCACCUGGGCGGGUACCGCUGGCACCUGGCCACACGGGUCGUGCCGCUCGCGCGCAAGAAGCCGCGCCUCCCGCCAGCACCCGCGGCACCCGCUGCCGGGGCCCCGGCUGCUACAGCUGUUGCUACUGCCCAGGCUGCAGCUGACGCGGUCGCUGCUACUGCCGCCUGGCUGCCUACCGCCGCCAGUGCCUGGCUGCAGCUGCAGGUGGGGCUGGUGUGCUGCGCCCCGCGCUGCCGCCGCUGCUACAGCCACGGCCAAGGCUGCAGCGGCUGUAGUACGGCUUUGGCACCGCCGCUGCCAUCGCCGCCACCACUCAACGUGGGCUGCCUGGUGCUGGGUCUGACGGUUGGGGCUGGCAAGCUGGCCUGGAGCAGGAGCUGGUCGCCAUGUGAGCUGAGCCCCGUGGUGGUUGCGGCGGAGCCAGGGCCAGCGGUGGGUCAGGGCGGCGAGGAUGGGGAGGCGGAGGAGGCGGGGCCGGAGGAGGCGUGGUGGGAGGUGUGGAGCGACAUGGAUGGAAUGGAGCCGACCUGGUGGGAUGCGGGCGGCGCCGCCACCGCUGGCGGGCUGCUGCGCCUGCACUGCGUGCUGCAGCUGUAGGCACACGGACCGCCCAGCUGGUCAACAGUGGUAGCACGGGAGCGAGCGCUGGGGGGCAGGAGACCUGCCGGCUGGCCGCACACAUGCACACGCGCAUGAGCAUGCGCAUGUGCAUGCGUAGGGCGCGUAUGGGUGCAAACGCUUCGUGAAGGGUCGUGGUGCGUGUGUUGAAGAAGAACGACAGGGAUGCUCUGUGCGAGCGUGUGUGCGAGCGUGUGUGUGUGUGUGUGUAUGUGUGCGUGUGCGUGCGUGUGUGCGUCUUUGUGUUAAAAAGCACAAGGAAACCUUGCGCAAAGGCAGUGUGUGUGUACGGUAGACGUCUGUGUGAGAGAGGAGAGAGUGGCGCCCAUGUGCAACGACACAUGGCAGCUGCUGGUGGUAUGGACCGGCGCUUUGACCAGAAGAGCGGCAGGCAGCGAACCAGUGCUAGUGCUAGCGCUUGUGCUUUUGGGAGUUUACAAUAAGCAACCCAGAGCGCGCUGCUAGUGCUUGUGGGGUGUCACCGCACUCUUGGGGGCUUAAAGCUAGGAGCGGAGUGGCUCGAAGAAUUGGAACACAAGUGCACAGGAUGCAUCCGGCCUAUCGUCUGGCACUACGGUACAUGGUUCGGACUCCUGCGGCUGCAACAGGCCGCGGUGUAUGGAUAUAUCCUUGCAUGCGCCAUAUCAUACAGCCAUAAGAAACACGUGUUUUGCACUGCAACGUGAUGCGCUCAAGUGCGGGAUCGGGCAAUGUCGUGGGGGCACAAAGUGUACGGUAUCAUGGGAUGACAGAGGCUGCCGGGCGCUGCGUGAGGCGGCCGCGCGUUCACCAGGCACGGGCGUGGGCAAGGGUUGAAAGGGCCAUCCUGUACCACGGAGUAAGCAGGUGUAUGACUAGGAGUGUCCGAGCAGGGACAUGCCAUUACGGGACCAUUUCAGGGCCCCGGCGAAAUGUAUGGUACGGAUCUUGGCCAGCUGCGUGGUGGGCCUGGCUGCAGGUGCCAUGACAGCAUGGUGUGUGGAGGGUGAGGGCCACGGGCUGUACUUGUUAUGGGCUUAUACUUGCAAUGUGUUUCCACAGGUUGGCAAGCUUAUCACUCGGGCCGGGGGAUUCCGGCUGCAUCGAAUAUGCAGUUUGUUAAGGAUUACAUCGCACAGGCUGGGCAGUAGUGGUGGCUGGGCAGGAGCCGCGCUGUGAGCAAGUUGAGGCCCGGCCGGUGUCUGGUUAGCAGUCUUUGCUGGCGAGCAUAGCUUUGGGAGGAUGUAUUGCUGUUUGGUUUGCUGCCUGGCUGCCUGCUGUGCUUAUGCUUGCCAGCGGACACGGCUGGAGACAUGGCGGGUCGGGCCUGACUGCCUGUACAAAUCGACCACGACCACGCCUAUGUCCGGGAGAUGAGGUAGACGCGUGCGGCCUCGCAAGGGAGGCGUGGCGUGGGCGCAGCCCACGUUUUGGGCAGAGCCCCCCGAGCGAAGCGAUCCAGGGGGGCCGAAGCCCCCCGAGAAUGCCCUGUCCGUGACUGCGUGCCCAGCGCUGCGUGCCCAGCGCUGCGUCUGCAAAAAGUGUCAUACUGGCUAUGUGCCUGUGGAAACCGACCCCGGCUAUGUCCUGGCUGCGUUCCAGGUGGGUCUCUUGGGGUUCGCGUUGUCCCAACGCAUCGCAGCCUUAGCUUGGUAGUCUGCGGCCAGUCCACGCCAGCCCAGCCUAUGGCAGCCGUCUUGACCAAACGUUCUGCAAAUGCUUCUGUAUGGGCAUGCAAGUGUGUGCGAGUGCUUGUGCUAGUGGGCGGAGUGUUCAGAGGGGCAUUCUGGCGCGGAGACGAAUUCUGGCUC